Molecule: messenger RNA, 431 nt
Organism: Phytomonas sp. Hart1
Lineage: Eukaryota; Euglenozoa; Kinetoplastea; Trypanosomatida; Trypanosomatidae
Source: the annotation of a GenBank genome assembly
UAGCGUUCUCAAAGCUUAGAUAGCACUGAUACGAUGAUUAUUAGUUUAUGAUCUUAGACACAUUUAAAGACAAAAGGAUCAUGUAUAUAUGGAAUAAUAUGUGGGUGGCUGGAUAAACUAGUUCUCGCUUUGGUUGUGUAUUUAGUUUUCCACUUUCUACCUUUACGCAGGUCACACAUGUCAUGGCUUCACCGAUUCUCUCAAAACCACACGAACAGUGGAAUAAUUACAGGAAACAACGCGAGGUCAUAUCGAUCAUCGAAAAAAAUACUCAACAUUAUCUUAAAGCCAUUACUUUUGCGUUACCUGGCGCUGCCAUUUGUGGGGACUGCAAGAAAAAUAAAAGGGUGCCAUGCCUUCCCUUGAGAUUUCAUGGACAACUACUCUUUUACUCCCCUAAAAAUCUAGCACGUUGUAAAAGGUACCAUUAA